AUGGCCGACACAAAGAAAACUCAAGCCGUUGAUGGCUUGCGCGGUCAGCCCUACGAUGGCUUCAACAGUGAUGAGAGGCCUGUCGCUGAUAACGCCAGUACCAUCGAUGCGCAAAACUUUGCGUUCACCGAAGAUCGUAAGAUUGGCGUCACCGGCGCUGUCUUUUUGAUUCUCAACAAGAUGAUCGGUACCGGAAUCUUUUCUACACCCUCUAGUAUCUUUGCAGCUACUGGUUCCGUGGGCAUAUCCCUAAUGCUGUGGAUCAUCGGUGGCUUCUUGACCUUUUGCGGUUUGAGCGUUUUUCUCGAAUUCGGACUGGCGAUUCCAAGAUCUGGCGGAGAGAAGAAUUACCUUGAAAGAGUCUAUCGACAUCCCAAAUACUUGGCUACAUGUGUCUUGGCUAGUCAAAUGAUUCUUCUUGGCUUCUCCUCAGGCAACUCUCUAGCAUUUGGACGUUAUAUUCUCUAUGCAUCGGGUAGAGAGACACCUGAUGGAUGGGAGGCUCGCGGUAUAGCAGUUGCAUGCAUCACCUUCUCAGUCCUCCUUCAUAGCACGCUUCCAAAGUGGGGUAUCCGAUUAUUCAACGUCUUGGGCGUUUUCAAAGUCGUUAUCCUCUUGUUCAUCGUCUUUUCAGGCUUUGCUGCACUGGCAGGACACCGUCGCGUUCCCAAUCCUCACAACUUUGACAACGCGUUCCGCAUAGAAGACGGCGACGGAUAUGGUGGUGGAGGAGCAUACGCUUACUCGAACGCCCUCCUCAAUAUCAUCUACAGUUACAAGGGCUGGGAAAACGCGAACUACGUCCUCGGCGAACUGAAGAACCCCAGAAAGACACUUGCUGUCGCAGCUCCCAUCGCCAUCGGCGGCGUAACGAUUCUUUACGUUCUCGCAAACGUGGCGUACUUUGCAGCGAUUCCCAAAUCUGACCUCGCCAAGUCUGAAGUCAUCGUCGCUGGCCUCUUUUUCAGGAACGUUUUUGGUGAAAGCGCCGCGGCGAGGAGUCUGCCUGCGUUCGUCGCGUUGAGUAACUUGGGUAAUGUUCUGGCUGUUUCGUUUGCGCAUGCCAGAGUGAACCAGGAGUUGGCUAAAGAGGGCAUGUUGCCUUUUAGUCGAUUCUGGGCGUCAAACAAGCCUUUUAAUUCGCCUGCUCCAUCCUUGUUUCUUCAUUGGAUUGUCACUGUCGUUGUGCUUCUUGCACCACCUGCUGGACCAGCUUAUAACUUUAUCGUCAACUUAUACACUUACCCUGGCGCCUGGAUCAACGGUUUCGUCACGGCUGGCCUUAUCUAUCUUCACUGGAGCAAAUCAGAAAACUGGAAAUCGCCAUGGUACACAUACCUUCCGAUCUCGGUACUUUAUCUACUCGCCAACAUCUUCCUCGCUUUCGUGCCGUUCAUUCCACCUGAUGGCGACUGGAACGCGGAUGGAUAUCCGUACUACGUGUUCCCUGUCGUCGGUGUUGGUGUUUUGAUACUCGGUGCUGUCUACUGGACAUUCUGGACCAAGAUCUUCCCAAAGAUUGGAGGAUACAAGGUUGUUGCUGAUAGGACAUUCGAUGAUGCUGGUGUUGAGACGGUGCGGUACCGUAAGGUUUCUGUCCGGCAUCAUUAA
This is a messenger RNA of Fusarium venenatum, 1611 nucleotides long. RefSeq names its product amino acid/polyamine transporter I. Gene Ontology annotation, cellular component: membrane. Lineage: Eukaryota; Fungi; Ascomycota; Sordariomycetes; Hypocreales; Nectriaceae. The record is from RefSeq and is a predicted model, not a curated record. Gene Ontology annotation, biological process: amino acid transmembrane transport. Gene Ontology annotation, molecular function: L-amino acid transmembrane transporter activity.